UAUUGGUACAGAGAGACCCCAGGGACAUUACAAGGGGAAAUAUUCCAAAUAUGGGGCUCUCCCUGGGAACUCCACUGCCAUUAGAUACAAUAGUAACAAUGAUCUGCUCCUAUAGAUACAGUACAAGCAGCUGCUCCUGUCUCCCACUUAUGGGAUCUGUUACUUUGUAUUCACAGCAGGAAGGAAAUCAUUGUCCUGUGAAAUGAGGGCACGCUGUACUGCAGAGCUUACACUCUAUUUGCUCUUACAUCCCUACUGCGUGAUAGCCUCCUGCUUUACUGCCCUCCUUUACUAUCCAUAUGUGUUAUCACCCUCCUGCUUUACUGCCAGAGCUAAGCAAAGUGCUGUCACUUUAAAGAGAACUUGUGGAAUCAGAUUGCAGUUGAAGUCAGCCUUUCCACCUGUCAGCAGCCAAUCGGUGCAUAUUUUUGAACAGAGUGGGUGUGGCUAGUUUCUCUGACCCCUCCCUGCUAUUAAAGGCCCAGUCCCCCCUCCCCUUUGCUCAGAGGUGUGGGUGCAGCUGGGCAGGAGACACAAGGAAGGAUGAACAGUCUUUGUACCCUCAAACACAUUGGUCUGGAUCCUGAGACGGAUCAUACGAGGAGGCUACGUCUAACCCUACGGGAGGAUGAGUCUUUAGAGAGAAAUGACCCCAACAAGGUCAAGCCUGUGGGACGUGCCUUUGCCCUCAUCUCCUCCCGGCCACAACGGGGGUCUUCACCCCUGAACUCAGAGCUCAUCAAAUCCAAAGAUGGAGAUGAAGAGAUCAUUAAGGUUUAUCUGAAAGCCAAAGCGGAGCAAAAAGCCAACCAUGAGUGGAACGUCAACCAUCUGAAGAAUGAAGUCAAACAGAUCCAGGAGGCUAGAACAUCACUUCAGUUUCUCAGGGAAGAUAUCACUUCUGGUUCCCAGAACCAUGGAGAGCGGGAGCCACAGCCUGAAAAGGUGCACAAUGAGAGACAGAACGGACUCAGACAUUAUGGAGAUCCCUGGCGAGGGGCACAGGCUGCAGAGCAGGAAGAGGAAUUCCCGCUGGACAAUGGCAAGGACAUGCGACAGACGGCUCAGAGGCUAUUUGCUAAGCUACAGGAGGCAGAGAAGAGGCAGCAGGCCGACCGCAGGAUGUUCGAGGAGAAACUGAGCCAGUGCCAGGCUGAGGUGGAACAGAGCCGGCGAGGGAGGUUGGAGGCUGAGGAGAAUGCGUCAGAGCGAAAGAAAGAAGUGGAGGAACUGAGAAGGCUGAUGUACGGAAUGGAGAAGGAACACAAUCAGCUACUGCAGAAGAUGACGGAAAAUGAGGAGGAACUAGAAAAGAUGAAGAGACAAGGAAAGCAAGAUGAAACGUUACAGGAGAGAUGUGAGGACCUUGAAAAGACAGUGACUAAUCUAAAGGAAAAGAUUCAUCACUUGGACGACAUGUUAAAAAGUCAGCAAAGGAAAGUGCGACAAAUGAUUGAGCAGCUGCAAAAUUCCAGGACAGCAAUGCAGGAGAAAGACUCUGCGAUUCAGGAGCUACGAGAAAAGGUUUCCUGGUUACAGGCUGAGAAUCUUGAAUUGCAAGAUAAACUGGACCACUGCAUGUCCAACAACCCAGGACACAUAUCUUAUCUGUCAAGAGGCUAUUCCACCAAACCUACUCCAAAUUUUAAAAGAGUGUACCUUCCCCCUGGAUCUGGACGGCCCUUUCCUCUCAUUAAAUUGGUGGAAACAUGAACCGUGAAUGUAACCAAGUGAUUUGCACCUGGAAACCAACCAGUGCCGCCAUUACUAUCUAGGGUGGGUGCUCCAUUGGACUCUGUAGAUGAUCAACAGCUGCAGCUGGGUUCAUACUUCUUGUUUAACCAUUACCUUUGGAAUGACAUCACCUGAAGUCUGCACUUGGCAGCUGUGCUCCGCAAACUUCCAGCCUUUAGAUCCUGGAGCAAACAGGAGCAAUCAAUGACUCUUCGGUUUCACACCAAGAGAAAAGCACUUUGGGUACUAAAUGAUCUGUAGGACCCAUAUUUAUUUAUUUUUUUCUUAACACUUGGAUCUUCCUAAUAUGCGUAGCUUAGAUUGUGGAGGUAGAACUGGAUUCUAGACAGUCAUAUAAGUCAUGUAACCUAGAACAUAUAGAUAUAGAACUGGAGGUUAGGAUGUUGUGGAACUUUAUAGAGUAGAGCUAGAGCAGUGCCUUUGUAUUGUUUACUUAAUCUAACAAACCUCUUCAAGGCUGCAAAGUCCAUAAUAGACCUCUGCAAAAAUGAUAGCGCAAGUGCCUUGCAGGUUGGCCUCUCCUGUGUUUGUAUGACCAAAGAUCUGGGACCUCUCUCAGAAGCACUGAAAACUUCUACAAAUGAUCUUUCCUGAUCAUGAGCAAGUUUGUCUUUGUUCCUCCUCUGACGCUAAUAAUAACUCUAUAAUAUCCUG
Molecule: messenger RNA, 2409 nt
Organism: Xenopus laevis (African clawed frog)
Lineage: Eukaryota; Metazoa; Chordata; Amphibia; Anura; Pipidae
Gene: tuft1.S
Product: tuftelin 1 S homeolog
Exons: 13
Coding region: 544-1713 (389 amino acids)
Biological process (GO): intracellular signal transduction
Source: RefSeq, a predicted model, not a curated record